AUGGCUGAGAGCAAGGAGGAGGAUGUUCAGGUUGGAGUAAACAAGUUCAGAGAGAGGCAGCCGCUGGGCACCGCCGCUCAGUCAGACAAGGAGGCGCCGCCGGCUCCUCUGUUCGAAGCCGGAGAGCUCAAAUCUUGGGCAUUGCUUGGGCACAUCAAUCCGGCUGUGACGUUUGGAAUGUUGUUGGUGAGGAAGGUGUCGUUGUUGUACAUGGUGAUGCAGUGUGUUGGAGCUGGGGUGGUGAAGGUUUUCAUGAAGGGGCCACUCAAAGGAGGUGCCAACUUCAUUUUGGCUCCUCUCCCCAUCGGAUUCGCUGUUUUCCUCGUUCAUUUGGCAACCAUCCCCAUCACUGGAACCGGCAUCAACCCUGCCCGGAGCCUUGGGAUCACGCAUGGGAUGACCACGUAA
Messenger RNA from Salvia splendens (bonfire salvia), 408 nucleotides. Its product is annotated as probable aquaporin PIP-type pTOM75. Bases 1 to 408 code for a protein of 135 amino acids. Lineage: Eukaryota; Viridiplantae; Streptophyta; Magnoliopsida; Lamiales; Lamiaceae. The transcript is spliced from 3 exons. Gene Ontology annotation, molecular function: channel activity. Gene Ontology annotation, biological process: transmembrane transport. Gene Ontology annotation, cellular component: membrane. The record is from RefSeq and is a predicted model, not a curated record.